Heterotrigona itama is the source of this 1230-nucleotide messenger RNA. The record is from the annotation of a GenBank genome assembly. NCBI's taxonomy places the organism in Eukaryota, Metazoa, Arthropoda, Insecta, Hymenoptera, Apidae.
AUGUCCGAGAAUGCAAAAUAUCUUACCCGACCAAAAGUAAGAUUUUGUCAAACAGAUGCUGGCAAAUUGAUAACAAAAGAAUUGGAAAGCUCGACUGAUCAGAAUGGUGUUAAGCAAUCGAACAAACCAAAAAUUCUAAGUGUAGUAAAAUUAAAUAAAUUUGUUAAAUUAGUGGAUCCGGAUAAGGUAUCUAACAAUGAGGAAAACAAUUCAAAAGUUAUUGAUAACGAAUCGAAUGCAAACUUGACAUUAUGUGCUAAUGCACUUUCUUCGGCUUCGAUUGAGACCUCAUCUUUGAAUGAAAAUAUUAUUAAAACAGGAAAUCAAAUUCCUUUGAAUGAUGCUAGCAAUAUUCAGAAUAUUAAAACAAAUACUUCUGAUAAAACUGAUUUGAUGAAAGAAUAUACAAAAAGUAGAAAAGAAAAAGAAAAUAAAUCAACAAUUAAUAAGAAAGGCAUUAAAACUGUAACUAAAACAUCCACAGAUCUGGACAUUUUAAAACAUAAAGUUCGACUGGCUUCUGCUAAUAGUGAUACAAAAAAAUAUAAUGCUACAAAUAAGAAAUCUAGCUCAAUUACAACUAAAAAAAAUUUGAAUUUAAAACCUGCUGAUGUUAUGCCAUGUUAUAAGUACAAUAAAGUUGCAUCCAAAAUCAAAACUCCCAUUGUUAAAAAAGUUAUGAUAAGGAAUAUAAUUGGUUCUAAAAUACAGCCUAAUGUUGGACCAGGUGUAUUACGCAGUCAGCCAGAUAAUUUAAAAAUUUUAAAAACAGAUGAGAAGAUUCAUACAAAACCAAUUACUUCUGGAGAAAAAUUAGCAAAACCGGAAUAUAAUUCUAUUAUAUGUACAAUUAAUAAAUUAAAAGAAAUGAAAAAACAAAAAGUUGUAACUGAUAUAGAACAUUUACCUACUUCAUAUAAGAAUCUUAUAAAUAGCAAGAUUUCUACUGUUUUGGAUUUUCCUCUUGAUGAGGUAAUUUAUAGAGAUUUGGUAGACUUAUCCAUAGAUGAAAAUCAAUUGCCAAGCAGAUUAACUCGUAGCAAAGAUCCAGAACCAAGACAAAAAGAUGUUGUACCAAUACUUUCUGACUUUUUUGCACCCGAAUCUACUGAAGAAUAUUGUAUUCCUGUUUCUAUAAAACCACGAACUGCAGAAACUAUGGAUAAUUGGAAUGCCUUUAGAAUAAGUGAUCAAAUAAAUGAAUGGAAGCAUAUUUUAAAUCACGAAUAA